GACACGUCCCGCCCCAGACCCGCCCGGUAAGAGCGGAAGUACGGCCGGAAGUCAGCCAUAGAGUUGAGCCGCCAGAGCGACCCUGAAGGGAGGUGGCAGGAAAGACUCGGAACGGCUGCCGGAGGUGACGGAGCGGCGGCCCCGCCCGGCGAUCGGGAAGACGAAGCUUCAGGUAGCGGCCCGCAGAGUCUAACCGAGGCUCCAGACAUCCUGAGCCCAGGUCCCCCCAGCUCAGUGCAGCCAUGAGUGCCGAGGUGAAGGUGACAGGGCAGAACCAGGAGCAAUUUCUGCUCCUGGCCAAGUCGGCCAAGGGGGCAGCGCUGGCCACACUCAUCCACCAGGUGCUGGAGGCCCCUGGUGUCUACGUGUUUGGGGAACUGCUGGAUAUGCCUAAUGUUAGAGAGCUGGCUGAGAGCGACUUCGCUUCCACAUUCCGCCUGCUCACGGUGUUUGCUUACGGGACAUAUGCUGACUACUUAGCUGAAGCCAGGAAUCUUCCCCCACUCACAGAAGCUCAGAAGAAUAAGCUUCGACACCUAUCAGUCGUCACCCUAGCUGCCAAAGUCAAGUGUAUCCCAUAUGCAGUGUUGCUGGAGGCCCUUGCCCUGCGUAACGUGCGGCAGCUGGAAGACCUUGUCAUAGAGGCCGUGUAUGCAGAUGUGUUACGUGGCUCCCUGGACCAGCGCAAUCAGCGGUUGGAGGUUGACUACAGCAUUGGACGGGACAUCCAGCGCCAGGACCUCAGUGCCAUUGCCCGAACCCUACAGGAGUGGUGUGUGGGCUGCGAGGUAGUGCUGUCAGGCAUUGAGGAGCAGGUGAGCCGUGCCAACCAGCACAAGGAGCAGCAGCUGGGCCUGAAGCAGCAGAUUGAGAGUGAGGUCGCCAACCUUAAAAAAACCAUUAAAGUUACAACAGCAGCAGCAGCCGCAGCCACAUCUCAGGACCCUGAGCAACACCUGACUGAACUGAGAGAACCAGCUGCUGGCACCAACCAACGCCAGCCCAGCAAGAAAGCCUCAAAGGGCAAGGGGCUCCGAGGGAGCGCCAAGAUUUGGUCCAAGUCGAACUGAAGGGACUGUCGCUUUUUUCCUCUGGGGAUACGGGGUCCCAGCUGCCUGGCUGCCCCUUAGGAGUCCUCAGAGAGCCUUCCUGUGCCCCUGGCCAGCUGAUAAUUCUAGGUUCAUGACCUUUCAUCUCUCUUCUGUCCCCCACCCCCAAGCAUAGAUCACACCUUCUCUAGGGAGGAGGCAAGUACAAGUCAUGUUUUGUUGGUACUUUUUGUUUUAUGUGACUUUCUUAUGUGUCCCAUUGUCCCCUCCCCUUCCCUACCAUGCUCUCUCUCCUAUAUUUUUAAGAGACAGCACUGCCCUUGUUUAUUAUAUGUCAUUGAGUAGGUGGGGCUGCUGGUCUCCAAUAAACCCACAUGUGAUCCUUGUCCUACCACCCCACCCCUGCAUGACUAAUCCCCGAUUCCUACUCCCUACCCCCAGCCUAUUUGGGCAGCAUCUACAGAGCCGUAGGGCUCCCAUCUCUGUUCCCACCCUGAAAGUUCUGGGAGCUAGUCUGCCAUUCUAGGAGUCACUGGACACUUUCAUCCUCAAAUUUUGUCGUUUCUUUUCACCUCCCCUUGGGUCCUGGGAAUGCUGCUGCUUCAAUGACCCCAGAGCCUCGAGAUGUUGAGAGAUAGUUCUUUCUUGGCCCUGGCUAUCUUAGAAAGCCUGAUGGCAAACCUGGAAGAAUUUAUACUUCCUUUUUGUGAGUUUUAUGGAGGAAAGGGGAUAUAGAUUGUAUUAAAAAAGAAAAAUAUACAUAUAUAUACUAUAUCUAUAUAUAACGUAACACAAAAAUAAAUCUAUGAGAAGUCUAUCUGUAAGCAUGCCCUGAA
Molecule: messenger RNA, 1885 nt
Organism: Myotis brandtii (Brandt's bat)
Lineage: Eukaryota; Metazoa; Chordata; Mammalia; Chiroptera; Vespertilionidae
Gene: COPS7A
Product: COP9 signalosome subunit 7A
Exons: 8
Coding region: 243-1070 (275 amino acids)
Biological process (GO): COP9 signalosome assembly
Cellular component (GO): COP9 signalosome
Source: RefSeq, a predicted model, not a curated record